GCAGUUGGCUUCAACUUUGCAACGCGAGACCGCAGAGCAAGUGAGGAUUUCGGACGACAUAUCAUGCCAAGCCCAACCAAGCGAGGGCGGAAGACUCUGGCACCGUCGACGAGUCCCGUCAAGCCCAACCCCACCGACGAAAAGAGUGUGAGUGUGCUGUACUUGGAUCCGAUCCCGACACCAGACGCCAGCACAAGUCUCAAGGCGACCACCCAAACAGGGGGGCCGCAAACCACUGUGGACGUCCCGCCAGCGUAUUCCGUGGGCAUGCCCAUGGUGCUGCAGACCGUGCCCGUGGUCCGAAAGCAGCGGGGAGACAUUGAGCCAAAAGUGUUUUUGCCCCACGAACGCACCGUCGAUCAGCCCCCCCGCCAAGUCGAAGUCGAACGAAAAAAACGACGAUUUGAAGCGGCCGACGUGGGCUCCCUCGUGGGGGAGCGACUGGCGCAGCUGUUUGAAAGCGCAGAAUACGCCACGGUCACCAGCGACACGAGCGGCAUUGCGCUGCAGUUGUUGGAGGCGAUGCCGUUGCACUGGUUCGACGACAAAUCGUUCGAAGUCCGCGAAGCCGAGGAAUGGAUGACAUGUGGGAAAAAGAAAGACGGGACGAUUGCGAUUCCAGUGACCGCGCUAUACGGUCGCCCGGGGGUACCCAACGUCUGGUGCGAAGGCCACGUCAUUGGGUUCAACGCCAACCGUCGCAUGUUUGUCGUUCGGUUCCGCAACCAAGGUCAGGACGACGACGUCCAACUGCACCGAAAUGACGUUUGCUUCAAAGCGGAAGACCCUAUGCAAUUUGUCGAGCGAGUGGUAGCGGCGCACAAAGCCCGCCUCGUGGCACAGUCGGCAAUCCGGAAGAACGUGUACAUUGACUGCAUGCCGUCGGACGGGCUACAUAAACUCGGGUCGGAGAACAUCAACAAGAUCCUCAAGCUGGCGUCCGUGCCGUUUGUGGCCAAGAACAUCCCCGUACCCGACACGGCGCGCAUCGUGAACGAAGUGCACACGGACUACCUGCGCACGAUGAGCCGUAUCAUCUUUGAGCACCAGCAGCGCGCGCAUCCGUCGCCCGGGAUGAACUUCCACCUACUGGCGGACAACGGCGGCGACGACGACAAGAAGCACGUUGUGACGAUCCAGCACCACGAAGUGGCCCCGCCCAUCGACUACGCCGACCAGUUCAUCGGGUUUUCGUUCCAGACGUUUCUUACGUCGCCCGAGACGCUGGCCGCGGUCGUGAAAGUCAACGAGGAGUGCUACCGCAUGCUGUGCAUGGACGUGUUUGCAUUGAAAACGUCACGGAGUCUCAAGCUCGAAGAGUUCCAGCAGCGCCAAAACACCCAGGAGCGGCUGGUUCACAAGAUUGUGCACGAAGACUGGCCCAACAAGCUCACGCACGCCAUCAAGACAUCGCUCGUACAUGUUGGAAAGGGCUGGUACAACCUCCAAGAGACCCGCCGGGACACGUAUGAGUUUAGCAAACUCCGGUCAUUCCUCCGGCGGGUCAACUUGACCAUGAAGGACACGCUGCGGUACAUGUCAGAGCAGUCGUUACAUUCAUUUCGAGCGUUUGUGGACAAAGCCACAGAAGCUAACGUCAAGAUCAUCGACGCGAAAACGUCGUUCUUGUCGUACGCCGAUCUGGACGCCCGACGAGCCGAGUUGGGCCACACCAAAUAUGAGCACUUGUGCCGCCAGAGGCAAAUUCAAAACCCGCCGGCGCUGUUUACAGUCAACUUGAGUGUGUCGAGCGAGUUGAUUGUCAUCAACCAGGCAGCGAUCAACGACGCUAGUCGGGACAUCGCGCAGUGGAAAGCCGAGUACGAGGUCAAGUUGAAGCGGCUGCAGGACGACGACCCUGACGGCGACCACCAGAGAGACGACGAAGAGUGCCCGAUAGCGGCGGUGGCGCCCGUGAUGGGCAAUUGCUUUGGGUACAACACAGCGAUACCCUUGUUUGGCCAGAUGGUCGUGGAAGUCUUCAACAAGUCUAUCGACAGCUUCAAAGACAUCAAACAAGUCGAACAAAUGGUAAUGGACAAGCUGUUUUGGAGCAGCCACCCGUCGAUCCCGUACGUCAACGGAAAUGAAGCAUGGGUCGUUCGAGUCCGCGACGACGUCCAGAAGCUGCUCGACAAGAGCGAACGCCCCCUGCGCGAUUACCUCAAGCAGUAUGACCGGUAUAUUGGCUUCCUCAACCUGAACGAAGAAGCGUACCUCGACCAAUUCCGCACGCAAGACCCGCCGAACCUGCAGGACCUGGCCGAUAAGAUCAAGCAGCACAACGUGGACGCCGUGGAUAUUGAGGACGCGAUCCCAGCGACUAACAUCGAGCUCGGCAUGUACUCGGUGAGCUGCGCUGCCAUGCGCGGGCAGUUGGCCGAGAAGCAUAGGCGACUGGCGCGACGGCUGCUGGACUGCCAGUUGGUGAAUUGCAUCAACUUGGCCAAGGACUUGCACAGCAAGUUUGAGCCCAUUAAUCGGCAGCUGCAGAAAAUCCCCACCGACAUUGAACAACUCACAGAAAUGAACAAGUACAUUGAGAGCAUUCCGUCGCAGUUGGCACCUCUGCUCACGUCGUCACAGAUGCUGAUCAAGUAUCGUUCGGUGCUCGACGGGUUUCAAUACCGCAUGGACAAAGAUGACUUUAUGAGCAUUUGGCGCGUGCGGCAGUGCCCCAACCACAUUUACGACCAAGUGCACAAAAUGAACAACAUUUUGCAAAUGCAAAACCAGCAAUUCUUGGCCGAAAUGCGCGACCAACAAGUCGAGUUCAACGAGUCACUGCGGUUGCUUCACCAAGAAGUCGACGGGUUCAAGCAAUACACGGACUUGGCUCGCGUCGAACAAGUUUACAAGUAUGUGGUCAACAUUGACCAGAAGAUCCUCAAAGCCGAAGAAGACGCGCGGUUGUUCAAUUCGCGGGAAGGACUGUUUGGCCAAGACCUGUCGGACUAUGAGCAAAUCAGCCGCAUCCGCCGCGACUUUGAACCGUACUCGAUGCUGUGGAAAACUGCCAACAACUGGAUCAAGGACCACAAGAAAUGGAUGGACGGGCCAUUCCUGGACAUUGUCGGCGAAGAGUUUGAGCAGUUUGUCGAGACCAACUGGGCAACCAUCACCAAGGCCACCAAGUACUUUGAAAAGAUGAACAUCAAGGGAUGCCUAGACAUUGCCAGCCACAUCAAGAACGAGAUCGCAGAGUUUCGCCCGCAUGUGCCGCUGGUCAUUGCGUUGAGAAACCCGGGCAUGCAAGACCGCCAUUGGGCGCAAAUGAACCAGGAAACCCACAUGAGUUUCCGGCCAGAUCGAGGCAUGAAGCUGUCAUACGUGCUAGGGCUCGGCCUCGAUGCCCACAUCGACACGAUCACCAAGAUCUGCGAAACCGCGGGCAAGGAAUACCAGAUUGAAAAGGCCCUCAACAUCAUGGAAGAGCAGUGGAAACAUGUCACGUUGUCGGUGGUCGAGUACCGUGAAACGGGCACGUUUGUGCUCAAAGCAGUGGACGAAGUACAAGCAAUUUUGGACGAGCAGAUCACGAUCACCCAGGCGAUGCAGUUUUCAGCCUUCAAAAAGCCCUUUGAAGAACGCAUCAACAAGUGGGAAAAGUGUCUGAGCACCGUGUCGGACGUGAUGGAAGAGUGGAUGGCGGUGCAGCGCGCGUGGCUGUACUUGCAGCCGAUAUUUGACUCGCCAGACAUUAACAAGCAGCUGCCGAUGGAAGGCAAACGGUUUGCAACGGUGGACAAGAACUGGCGCCAGACGCUCCAAGCGGCCAAAGCCAAGCCGAGCGUGAUCAACUUUUGCAACAACGACAAGCUCCUCGAUCGGUUCCAAGAAAGCAACAAGUUUCUUGAGCAAGUGCAAAAAGGACUGAGCGAUUUCCUCGAGACGAAGCGGUCGAGCUUUUCCCGGUUCUACUUCUUGUCCAACGAAGAGUUGCUGUCGAUUUUGUCCGAGUCGAAAGACGUCAAGCUCGUGCAGCCGCAUUUGAAAAAGUGCUUUGAGGGCGUGGUCAAGGUCGAGUUCCAGGAGGAUCUGACCAUCACGGCCAUGAUUUCCGCCGAGGGCGAGACCGUCGCCAUGGCCACCCCCGUCAACCCCAACGGCAAGAACGUCGAGCACUGGAUGACCGAAGUUGAGGACAUGAUGCGCGUGAGCGUGCGCGCCGUCAUGUUCAAAGCCAUUCAGGACUACACCCAAGUGUCCCGAGUCAAGUGGAUCCAGAAAUGGCCUGGGAUGUGUGUCCUGAAUGGAUCGCAGUUUCACUGGACGAGGGAAAUGGAGGAAGGUAUGCUCGCCCACGGGGCCAAGGGCGUGACGAAGAUGCUCGAGCAUCAGCUCGCCCAACUUGCCGACAUGGUUAUCAUGGUUCGUGGCCACUUGGAUAAAUUGGCGCGCAUCAGUGUGGGCGCCCUAACUGUCAUUGACGUUCACGCCCGCGACGUCACGUUACGCCUCGCGCAAAACCAAGUCAGCUCCAAAGACGACUUUAUGUGGUCAAGUCAAUUGCGAUACUACUGGAGCGACGAUCUGUUUGCGGAAAUGGUAAGCGCGCGUCGUCCGUACGGGUACGAAUACUUGGGCAACUCGUUCCGGUUGGUGAUUACACCUCUCACGGACAAGUGCUACAUGACACUCAUGGCGGCGCUGCAAAUGAUCUUGGGGGGUGCUCCCGCUGGACCUGCCGGUACUGGCAAGACCGAAACCACCAAAGACUUGGCGAAAGCCCUCGCCAAGCAGUGCGUCGUGUUCAACUGCUCUGAUGGCCUCGACUACAUUGCAAUGGGAAAAUUCUUCAAAGGGUUGGCAUCGUGUGGGGCGUGGGCGUGCUUUGACGAGUUCAAUCGGAUUAACAUUGAAGUGCUGUCGGUGAUUGGGCAACAAGUCACAACGUUGCAGCUUGCCAUUCGAGCCAACGAGAAGCGCAUCAUGUUUGAAGGGUCCGACAUUGCCGUGAGUCCUCAAUUUGGUGUGUUUAUUACCAUGAAUCCGGGGUACGCGGGGCGGUCCGACCUGCCAGAUAGUCUGGCGGCGCUCUUCCGUCCGGUGGCUAUGAUGGUGCCAGACUAUGCCAUGAUUGGCGAAAUCAUGUUCUUUGCCUACGGCUACGAAAAGGCCAAAGAGUGUGGCGCCAAGAUGGUCACGACGUUCAAGUUGUGUUCUGAGCAAUUAUCGGCCCAGUCGCAUUAUGAUUACGGCAUGCGCGCUGUAAAAACGGUGAUUACGGCCGCAGGGAACCUCAAGCGCGCGGACCCCCACAUGGACGAAGAGGUGCUGCUGCUGCGGGCGUUGCAAGACGUCAAUUUACCCAAAUUUCUGUCAUUUGACAUUCCCCUGUUCAACGGGAUCAUCAGUGAUCUCUUUCCUGGCAAGUCGCGGCCGCAGUUGAACCUUGGGGCCCUGAAUCGAGUGUCCAAGCUUGUGAUUCAGAGGCAAAAACUCCAGCCGCAUCCGUUUUUCAUGCUCAAGGUCGUACAAUUGUACGAAACGCUGUGUGUUCGCCAUGGGUUGAUGGUAGUGGGGGCGACCGGGGGAGGCAAGUCGAGCAACGUCCGGGUGCUAUGCGACACGUUGUCGGAGCUGAAAAAGCUGGGCGAGCAAGGCUUUGCCUACGAAGAAGUGAUCUUGUAUCAGCUCAACCCAAAGUCCAUCACGAUGGGGCAACUGUACGGUGAGUUUGACGCUAGCACCCACGAGUGGCAAGAUGGGAUCCUCAGCACUUUGUACCGCGCGGCCGCGUCAAGUGCCAACGCGGACCGCAAGUGGGUCAUCUUUGACGGCCCCGUGGACGCCAUAUGGAUUGAAAAUAUGAACACGGUGCUGGACGACAACAAGAAGUUGUGCCUCAGCAGCGGCGAAAUCAUCCAAAUGUCUCAAGAGAUGACCAUGAUGUUCGAGGUGGAGGACCUGUCGGUGGCGUCCCCCGCCACAGUCAGCCGCACCGGCAUGGUGUACAUGGAGCCGGCGUCGCUCGGCUUUGACCCUCUUAUCACGAGCUGGCUCGAGAACCUCCCGCACGACUUUUCAAACGACACACGGAAGCAGCUCCAGUACCUGUUUGACGCGUUCCUUCGCCCAAGCUUGGCAUUUGUGACGGCGCACGUCAAGGAGUGGCUGCCCCAGAUCCCCAACAACUUGUGCCAGAGCUUGAUGCGGCUGCUGGACUCGUUCAUUUCCGUGUUGCGCGGCAGCGAGGACAAGAAGGAGGUCCGCGCUGAGCACGUGUCGUUCUUUUCAAAACACAUAGCCGAACUGUUUGUGUUUUGCCUCGUGUGGUCCGUUGGGGCCACCGGCAACGACGCUGGCCGCGUCAAGUUUGAUGCGUAUCUGCGCCAGGAAAUGCUGGCGCAUCCCAGCAUCCACCUGCCCAUGCCGUCAGAGGGCCUCGUCUACGACUACGCGUUGGACAGACCGUCGGAAUCGUGGAAGCUGUGGCUCGACACGAUCCCCAAGUACAUCGUCCCAAGUGACGCGUCGUUUUCAGAGCUCGUGGUGCCAACCAGCGACAGCGUCCGGUCGACGUUUCUCAUGCAAUUAGCAUUAACACAAGGCGUGCACAUGCUCAUUGUCGGCCCCACGGGUACCGGCAAGACGAUCAACGUCAACCAGUUCCUCGAGCGGGUCGACAGCGACAAGUUUGUGCCACUCAAGCUCACAUUUUCAGCGCAAACGAGCGCAAAUCAGACGCAGGACUUUCUUGACAGCAAGAUGGAAAAGCGGCGCAAGGGCGUGUACGGUCCCACGGCAGGCAAGAAGUUUAUCGUACACAUUGACGACUUGAACAUGCCCAAGCAAGAAGAGUACUUUGCGCAGCCGCCGAUUGAAAUCCUUCGCCAGUGGUUCGACCAAGCCGGAUGGUACGACCGCAAACUGCUCGUGUUCCGCAACAUCGUGGACGUGGUCAUGGUGGCGUCGAUGGGGCCACCGGGGGGCGGGCGCAACCCCAUCACCCCCCGGUUUAUACGGCACUUUAAUAUCAUCGGAUACACGGAAAUGUCGGACGACAACAAGAAGCAAGUGUUUGCCACGAUCGUCGCGAGCUACUUGGCGAAAUUUUCCGACGAGCUCAAACCGCCUGAGAUUGGGCUGUCUAUCGUCAAGAGCUCUAUUUACAUCUACAACACAAUCAUCCAGGAACUGCUCCCGACGCCCGCCAAGGCGCAUUACACGUUCAACCUCCGAGACUUGGCCAAGGUGUUCCAAGGGCUGCUUAUGGGUGACGCCAAGCGCAUCAUCAAGCUCGACCAGUUGCUGCGGUUGUGGGUACAUGAGAACAUGCGCGUGUUCGAAGACCGCUUCACGACGCCCAGUGACCACCAGUGGUUCCACGGCCAGCUGCAGAUGCAACUCGCGCUUCACUUUGGCCCCAAGUUUGGUCUCCCGGACGUCCAGCAUGACCACGACGCUAUGUACGACACCAAGCAAAAGAUCUGGGCGAUCGUUGUGCCGAGCUCGAAUCUUUUGUUUGGCGACUACAUGGUGCCUGGCGCCGACCCCAAGAUCUACGAAGAAAUCACCGAUAUGGACAAACUGGUAGCCCAGGUAGAAGAGUACCUGAAUGACUACAACGCCGAGUCGAGCGCCCCCAUGAAUUUGGUCAUGUUUAUGAACGCCAUUGAGCACGUAUCUCGCAUCGCGCGCAUCAUCCGCCAGCCCCAGGGCAACGCCCUUCUCUUGGGCGUCGGCGGCAGCGGGCGGCAGUCGCUCACCCGACUCGCCGCCUACAUGGCCGAGUACGGGUGCAGCCAGAUCGAAAUCUCCAAGGGGUACAGCGUUGUGGACUGGCGGGACGACCUGAAAAAGUGUCUGAUGAAGGCGGGCGUGGACGAGAAGCCCACCGUGUUUCUCUUCUCGGACGUGCAGAUCGUGCACGAGAUCAUGCUCGAGGAUAUCAACAACAUUUUAAACACUGGCGACGUGCCCAACUUGUACGCCCCCGAGGACAUUGACGCCAUCACCAACCACUGCCGAAACCUAUGCGUCAAGAAAAGGAUUCCCGCUACGAAACUCAACAUCUUUGCGUGUUAUGUCGGCCUCGUCCGGCAGAAUCUGCAUCUUGUGCUGUGCAUGAGUCCCCUCGGCAGCACCUUUCGCGACCGCAUUCGCAUGUUUCCGUCGCUCGUCAACUGUUGUACGAUUGACUGGUUCAGCGAAUGGCCAGCCCAAGCAUUGCAAAGUGUCGCCAUGAAUGCGCUUACGACCGUGGACUUGAAAUUGGGCGAUCAAGUCGGCGCUGUGGUCAACGUAUUUCAGAGCAUGCAUCAAACGGUGGAACAAGAGUCGAACAAUUACUUUCAAAAACUACGACGAUACAACUACGUGACCCCGACGUCGUACUUGGAACUGCUGUUUACGUUCAAGAGCGUUCUCCAAACCAAACGCGAAGAAGUCACAGGCACCACAAGUCGACUCCAAAAUGGCGUCGACAAGAUCAUAGCCACAAAGGAGCAAGUCGCAGGAAUGCAGGAACAAUUGGUGGCGCUCAAGCCGCAGCUCGAAAAAACGCAAAUCGAAGUCGAAGCGAUGAUGAUCAAGAUCACCGAAGACAAGAAGGAUGCCGACGAAACCAAAGCGGUGGUUGAAAAGGAGGAGCAAUUUGCCAACAAAAAGGCCGCCGACACCAAAGCCAUUGCCGAUGACGCCCAGCGGGACUUGGACGAAGCGUUGCCUGCGCUGGACGCUGCCACGCAAUGUCUGAAUCGCCUCAAGAAGUCCGACAUUGACGAGGUCAAGGCCAUGAAGAACCCGCCGCACGGGGUGCGCUUGACGAUGGAAGCGGCUUGCAUUAUCUUUGGCAUCAAGCCGACGCUAAAAACAGACCCAGACAAACCCGGCCAGAAGAUCAAGGAUUACUGGGAAAGUGCCCAGAAGACCAUUCUCGGGAACGCCAAGAAGCUGCUCGAAGACAUGGUCAAGUUUGACAAGGACAACAUCGCCGACAAGAUCGUCCAACAGAUCGACCCGUACAUGGAAAUGGAGGAAUUCUUACCCGCGUCCGUGCGCAAGGCGUCCGUGGCGUGUGAAGCCAUCUGCAUGUGGGUGCGAGCCAUGCACACGUACAACAAGAUUGCCAAGAUGGUCGAGCCCAAGAAGGUUGCAUUAGCGGAAGCCCAAGCGGAGUUAGACGUGACGAUGCGGGUGUUAGCCGAUGCCAAAGGACGGCUCACGGCCGUUGUGGAUCGACUGCGAGAGCUCGAAAACGGCUACAAUGCUGCGGUCGACAAGAAAGACCAGCUGGUGCAGGACGUCCGGCAGUGCGAGAUUCGACUAGAAUCGGCGCUCAAGUUGAUUGCACUGUUGGGGGGCGAGGAGGAUCGAUGGGUAAUCACGAUCAAACAGUUGAUGGACGACUUGAAGAACCUCGUGGGCGACGUGGUGAUUUCGUCCGGCACGAUCAGCUACCUCGGGUGUUUUACGAGUGAGUUCCGCGACAUUUGCAUUGCAUCCUGGUACAAUGCGUUGGCCAAGCAGCAAGUGCCUCACACGAAGAACUGCAACAUCAUCACGACGCUGGCCGACCCGGUCAAAGUCCGGGGGUGGCAGAUCGCCGGCCUGCCGUCGGACAACCUGUCGGUGCAAAACGGAAUCAUCAUGGCCCGUGCCCGUCGGUGGCCGCUUCUGAUCGACCCCCAAGGUCAAGCGAAUCGUUUCAUCAAGAAUCUGGGCAAAGACACGAGCGAAAACGGCAUCGACGUGGUCAAGAGCACCGACAAGGGGUUCAUCAAGGUGCUAGAGAAUGGCGUCCGCUUUGGCAAGUGGAUCCUCAUGGAGAACGUGAGUGAAUUCCUCGACGCGGCGCUCGAGACGGUGCUACUGCAAACCAAGUUCAAGCAGGGAGGGCAGUUGAUGAUGAAGAUUGGGGAUACCACGAUCCCGUACAACGCGGCCUUCCGGUUCUUCAUGACGACCAAGCUGCCCAACCCCCACUACCCCCCCGAAACCUGCGUGAAGGUGUGUCUGCUCAACUUUACCAUCACCCCCACGGGGCUCGAAGAGCAAGCGUUGGGGGUGGUCGUCCAAGAAGAAAUGCCCGAGCUAGCGGAGAAAAAGAACACGUUGGUCGUGUCCAACGCCCGAAUGAAAGCCGAGCUCCUGGACAUUGAAAACAAGAUUUUGUACAUGCUGGCCAACUCGCAGGGCAACAUUCUUGACGACACGGACUUGAUCGACAUGCUCGGCAAAGCCAAAGUCACGUCGGAAGACAUCAACGAAAAGAUGGCCGAAGCUGAAGUCACCGAGAAAACCAUCGACGAAACGCGUGAAUUGUACCGCGGGGUGGCGAAUCGCGCGUCCCUGCUCUUCUUUUGCAUCGCCGACUUGUCCAUUGUCGACCCCAUGUACCAGUACUCGCUGUCAUGGUUUAUCGAGAACUUUAUCAAGAGCUGUCGCGCGGCCGAACCAAGCGACGUGCUAGCAACGAGACUGGUCAACCUCAUUGAGUACGCUACGUACUCGUUGUACAGGAACAUUUGCCGGUCGCUGUUUGAAGAGCACAAGCUCCUGUUUUCGUUUCUCCUUACGAUCAAGUUGCUCCAAGGUCGUGACGAAAUCGACGCCCUCGAGUGGCGGUUCCUCAUCUCUGGGUCCACACCAUCGAAGGACGUGGACGCAAGGAACCCCAACCCUUUGUGGAUCGAAGACCGCGCGUUUUCAGAAUUCUGCAACCUCACGACUUUGCCCAAGUUUGACGGCCUCGUCGCAAGCCUCACGACUGAAGAAGACACGUGGCGCGCCAUGUUUGACUCGAACGACCCGCACCUGUCACGCCUCCCGGUACCCUUUCAGUUUUCGCUCAAUACAUUCCAGAAGCUGUGCACCCUCCGGUGCAUUCGUCCGGAUCGGAUGACCGAGGCGAUUCAGCUGUUUGUGGCCGAACAUCUGGGCCAACGGUUCAUCGAGCCGCCGACGUUCGACCUGCCAGGGUCGUACGCCGACUCGAGUGUCACCACCCCGUUGAUCUUCGUGCUUUCGACGGGGUCGGACCCGGCGAAAGACCUGCUCUUGUUUGCGGACACGAUGAAGAUGGGCCGCAAGUUGAAUUCGAUUUCUCUGGGGCAGGGCCAAGGCGUGAUUGCCGCCAAGAUGAUCGACGACGCCAUCUCGAGCGGCAAGUGGGUGUUGCUCCAGAACUGCCACUUGGCGAUCUCAUGGAUGUCGUCGCUCGAGCGAAUUUGCGAAGAACUCAACCCGGACACAACCCACCGCGACUUUCGGCUAUGGCUGACGUCGCGGCCGAGCGCAUCGUUUCCGACGUCGGUGCUCCAGAACGGCGUCAAGAUGACCAAGGAACCCCCCAAGGGCAUCCGCGCCAACCUGAAAAACUCGUACAUGAAGAUGACCGACGACAUGCUCGAUGCCACGGGAAAGCCCGAAAAGUACCGGAAAUUGCUGUUUGGCCUCGCAUUCUUUCAUGCGAUUGUAAUCGAACGCAAGCGCUUUGGACCGCUCGGGUGGAACAUUCCGUACGCGUUCAACGAUACCGACUAUGACAUUUCACGAGCUCAAUUGGAAAUGUUCUUGGAUUUUUACGACGUCGUGCCAUACAAGGUGCUGUGCGUGAUGACGUCUGUAGUCAACUAUGGCGGCCGCGUCACGGACGACAAGGACAUGCGCACGAUUGACGUGAUCCUCGACGGGUUCUUCAACGACAAGAUCCUGAGUGACCACUACUGGUUCUCGAAAAGCGGCACGUACAAGUCGAUUCCAGUGUCCAGUUCCGACAACCCCAAGAGUCCACUGGCGCACUAUCUCAACUACAUUGACUCGUUGCCGCUGAAUCCAGACCCGGAAGUGUUUGGCAUGCACGAAAAUGCCAACAUCACGUGCGCGAUCGCCGAAACGUUCAAGAACUUUGACAUUGUGCUGAGUUUGCAGCCUCGGAUGAGUGCAGGGGGUGGCCAGUCGCGCGAAAUGAUCAUUGAAAUGCAAGCCAAAGAGAUCGAAGACAAGCUGCCCCCGAUGUACGACAUUGACUUUAUCAGUGUGCGGUACCCGGUCAUGUACGAAGAGUCGAUGAACACCGUGCUCGUGCAAGAAGCCCAGCGAUAUAACAACCUGUUGUACGUGAUGAAGACGUCGUUGCCCCUGCUCCAGCGAGCACUCAAAGGGCUCGUCGUGAUGUCGGCCGACUUGGAAACCAUGUCCAACUGCAUUUUCAAUCAAAAGGUCCCCCCAGGAUGGGAGCGAAAGGCAUAUCCGUCGUUGAAAGCCUUGAACCCAUGGGUGGACGAGCUUCUGGAGCGAUUGAAAUUCCUCACGCACUGGAUCAACGAUGGCAUCCCGCCCGUGUUUUGGCUCUCGGGGUUCUUCUUUCCCCAGGGGUUUCUCACCGGUACAUUGCAAAACCACGCCCGGGGGUUCAAUAUCCCGAUUGACACGCUGUCGUGGGACUUCAUCAUGGUGCCCGACCCCGUCGAGCGGCUGCACAUCAAGCCGCAAAAGGGUGGGUGUUAUGCGUACGGACUGUUUAUUGAAGGGGCGCGGUGGGACACCAAGCAGUACUCGCUGGUUGACCCGAUUCCAAAGGAGCUGUUUUCGAAGAUGCCAGUGAUGCACCUCAUGCCGGUGAAACACCGCCAAGCGCCACAAAGUGGCAUCUAUCGCUGCCCCGUGUACAAGAUCCUCACCCGAACCGGCACGCUGUCCACGACUGGCCACUCGACGAACUUUGUCAUGUGGAUCGAAGUGCCGUCCAACAAGGACACGAUCUUCCGCAACUCACUCGUGUCGGAAACCAACCUGCAAAUGCAAUUUGCAGACCAAGAUUACUGGAUCAAAGCCGGGGUGGCAUGCUUCUUGUCGCUUCGAUAUUAAUAAACUAGUUUCCUUCUUC
Aphanomyces astaci is the source of this 12835-nucleotide messenger RNA. RefSeq lists its product as hypothetical. Gene Ontology annotation, biological process: microtubule-based movement. Gene Ontology annotation, cellular component: dynein complex. The record is from RefSeq and is a predicted model, not a curated record. Gene Ontology annotation, molecular function: dynein light intermediate chain binding; dynein intermediate chain binding; minus-end-directed microtubule motor activity. The transcript is spliced from 30 exons. Lineage: Eukaryota; Oomycota; Saprolegniomycetes; Saprolegniales; Verrucalvaceae. Bases 64 to 12816 code for a protein of 4250 amino acids.